Messenger RNA from Aspergillus melleus, 1374 nucleotides. Its product is annotated as SHNi-TPR domain-containing protein. NCBI's taxonomy places the organism in Eukaryota, Fungi, Ascomycota, Eurotiomycetes, Eurotiales, Aspergillaceae. The coding region runs from base 1 to 1374 and encodes 457 amino acids. The record is from RefSeq and is a predicted model, not a curated record. Gene Ontology annotation, cellular component: nucleoplasm. Gene Ontology annotation, molecular function: histone binding. Gene Ontology annotation, biological process: CENP-A containing chromatin assembly; DNA replication-dependent chromatin assembly. The transcript is spliced from 2 exons.
AUGGCCGACGACGUCCAGAAUAAGACCAGCCCGAGUCCCGCCGGAGCUACGGCCGAUGUUAGCCUUCGGGCACAACUAGAGAGCCUCAUUGAGCGAGCUGCCGCCAAAGAUGCUCUUAAGGAUUUCGAUUCGGCCGCCGAAAUUUACUCCGAGGCCACAGAACUUCAAGCGAAGUUGAACGGGGAACUAUCGCUUGACAACGCCGAUCUACUAUUCGCCUACGGGAAAGCUCUAUACAAUGUGGCCGUGAGCAAAAGCGACGUCCUCGGCUCAAAGGUGGCAGGCGACGCGCAGCCCCAGCCAAGCAACACACCGGCUCAAAGUACCUUGCCAUCGAAGUCGGCAACUGGUGGUGACAAUCCCAUCCAAAAAGCAAUUGCUAGUGGGUUGACUCCGACGGGAGCGGUCGGAGAAAAUGCGCAAUCUGGGUCAGCUGGGAACAAGCCGCUUUUCCAGUUCACCGGCGACGAAAACUUCGACGAUUCGGAUUCCGAGGAGGAGGAUAACAAGGAAGAAGAGGGUGCCGAUGAUGAAGAUGAUGACUUUGCCAAUGCCUUCGAAGUUCUUGAUCUGGCCCGCAUACUUUACCAUAAGAAACUAACGAUUGACGACGAAAGCGGGAAGGGAAAGUCGGCCGAUCUAUCGCCCAGCAUGCGACACCUCAAGGAGAGGCUUGCGGAUACGUAUGAUUUACAGGCAGAAAUUUCCUUGGAGGCUGAACGCUUUACGGAUGCAGUUGCCGACUUAAGAACCGCGCUUGAUUUGCGAAAAGCGUUGUUUGCGAUGGAAGAUCCAUCUAUUGCUGAAUGCCAUUACAAACUUUCACUUGCCUUGGAGUUCGGGUCAGUUCAGAAGGCAAACAUUGACCGCGAAGGCGAUAAUAAUGAUCAGCGGGGCAAAGUCGACGAGGAAAUGAGGAAGGAUGCAGUAUUCCACAUGGAAAAGGCCAUUGAAAGCUGUCGGGUUAGAAUGACUCUAGAGCAAACCAAACUGGACCGCGAAAGUUCCGGAGACGAGGAUAAAACAACGGCUAUGAAAAGGAAAAUAGCCAACGUGAAAGAUAUCAUCGGCGACAUGGAGCAAAGACUUGUCGAUCUUCGUCGCGGACCGAUCUCAUUAGAAGACGACAAGCAAGGUGAAGCGGUCCUCCAGGGUCUUCUAGGUCAAAUUAUGGGACAAUCUGCUUCCGAGCAAAAGGCAAAACUCGACGCAGUUACGAAAAAUGCCAACGACCUCUCUUCACUUGUCAAGCGGAAGCCAACCGAUGGCCAGGCAUCUCGCAAACAUGACUUGGCACAUAAGCGCUCAUCUUCUGAAGACACCCCCGAAAGCAAUGCGAAAAGAGCGAGAAAAGACAACAACACGUCUGAUUGA